AUGGCAAUGGAGAAGGUUUUCCGUUAUCCAGACGCAAAGGUGAUCAACUUUGGCACAUGGUUCAUCUUCAGCUUCCCCAUCGCCAUCAUCAUGCUGGUUCUCACCUGGCUGUGGCUGCACUUCCUUUUCCUCGGCUGCAAGAAAGGCUACAGGACUGAUGCAACGGUGUCUGUUCUUCUGGGCUUCCUCCUCUUCCUCAUCCCUGCCAGGCGGCCCUUCUCUUCCUCCUCUUGCUGUAAAAACUCAGAUGAUGAUUCAGAGUCUGACCCACUGGCUCCCAUGAUCACCUGGAAGGACUUCCAGAGACUCAUGCCGUGGGAGAUCGUCAUCCUGGUUGGUGGAGGCUAUGCACUGGCAGCGGGCUGCAAGGUGUCCGGCCUGUCAGUGUGGAUUGGCAGACAGCUGGAGCCCAUGAGUGGUCUUCCUCCCUGGGCGGUCACCCUGCUAGCCUGCCUGCUGGUUUCUGCGGUCACCGAGUUCGCCUCCAACCCAGCAACUCUCACCGUCUUCCUGCCCAUCCUGUCUGCGCUGGUACGACAUAUUCUCUUUCAUAUCGCAACACCUGUUCCUCAUUAAUGAUCAUAAAAAUGUCAUAAAUCAUUAAAAACACUCACAUAAAUGACCUGGAGGAUAUUGAGUCUAACAGGUCUGCACUAAUGUGCUGCUUGAAAAUACUUUUUCAUUUUUAAACCGUGCUAAUUACUUCUGAUGUGGGCCACGAAUUUGAAUAAUCUUUACCAGGUGGUCUAAAUAGUACUGGUUACAUAACCGUUACAUAAGUGCGUGCGUGUAACAGUGCAAACAAUGUAAAGCUUGAGGUAAGUGGCACUGAUUGUGAGGCCGGGUUCUCUUUUUAUAUACAUAUAAAACAACCUGUGUUAUUUAUACUCUUAUACUAUACUGGGAUAGC
Messenger RNA from Neolamprologus brichardi, 910 nucleotides. The record is from RefSeq and is a predicted model, not a curated record. Lineage: Eukaryota; Metazoa; Chordata; Actinopteri; Cichliformes; Cichlidae.